Anopheles coustani is the source of this 1941-nucleotide messenger RNA. RefSeq lists its product as uncharacterized. The record is from RefSeq and is a predicted model, not a curated record. Gene Ontology annotation, biological process: epidermal growth factor receptor signaling pathway. Lineage: Eukaryota; Metazoa; Arthropoda; Insecta; Diptera; Culicidae. Gene Ontology annotation, molecular function: receptor ligand activity; epidermal growth factor receptor binding. The transcript is spliced from 3 exons. The coding region runs from base 113 to 1024 and encodes 303 amino acids.
AUCAGAUCGAACACAGGAGCGAACCGUUUGCCGGUAGGAAAUCGAUUCGACCAACGCGGAAGGAUUCCGCGUCGAACGCUACUUCCGGCUGCAGGAAAAACAUUCGAGAGAGAUGAAAUCGAGUGUAGGAAAAUUGUCUGCUAUACUACUAAUCAUGCUGUCAUCAGUUGUGGUCAACACAGACUGCUGUUCUAGCAGAUCGAUGCCCAAAUCGCGCCCUCGGCCGGUGUCACACUUUCGCGGUGUGAUGACAUCAUCCACCACCACCUCCACCACCACCACCUUCGUGCGGCAUCAGCAACCGGAGGCACAGCCACCGAUCCAGGCGCCACCCGAGACGACGUCCACGGGGACGAACGUGCGGUUCGGCCCAGGGGGCGGUGGUGGUGGUGUGAUGGUAGCCGGUGGCGGACAGCUGGGGGGAGUGCCGGGCAUCCGUGAUAGUAUUGGCGGCAGUAUCGGCGGAAAGCAGCAGCAGUCGCACGAGGAGCGUGCACUACCGGGCGGGAACGGCGAGCAGCAGGGCGCUGCGCGAGAGCAGCAGCAGCGCAUGGUGGAGGAGGCGCGCCAGCGGGGCCGGACGACCGGCAGCAAUGAGCAGCUGAUGCGCAUGGGCCGGUGCUCGCAGCUGUUCGAGGAAAACUACUGCUUGAACGGCGGCAAGUGCCACAACUUCACCAUUGCCAACUCGACCAUGCCGACCUGCGAGUGCGCCGACGGCUUCAUGGGUGAACGGUGCGAGUCAAAGUACUUGGAUGGGACCUACCUGAGCAUGCGCAAGCCGAAAAUCCACAUCGAAACGGCGAGCGUGUACUACGGGGCAUUUCUAGCGCUCAUGGUGCUGCUGGUGGUGUUCUACUACCUGCACCUGUGCCAACACUGCCGCCGCGGCAAGGUCGGCCGUCUGCUCCUGCAGGAACAGCAGGACCAGCAGGAGCAGCAGCUGGUGCCACCGUCGCCGGUGCACCGUGAGCAGCUGGGUCGCGGCGCUUCCGGCCGACUGAUCCGCGCAGCCAGGGCCUAAAAACCCACGGCCGCACGGAUAGCCCCGUAGUCCGGGUACGUCCCAUCGUUCCAAGUACCAGCCAAACUACCAAUACAAGGACAACAGGCCCCAGCCCCAAACGACCGACGCUCGUUGUUGUCUGGCGGGGAGGGGCCAGCGAUGAAUCUCGGAGUAAACUACCGCUCCGCUGUAUAUACUAUUACUGUAGGAAAAGACAGAAGGAGUGUUUCUUUCUCGCGUACAUCAGCAAACCCUCAUUAUUGAGCCACCGAUCAGCUUUCCUUCACUCUUCGUCGACGACGAGAAUCAGGAGCCCGAAAGGCGCAGAUUUUCCGCUCAACGGAAAAACGACCGACAAGACACGGGCAUGUCGGUAGAUCGCUAACGGGAGGUGCAGGGUGGUUUCCAUCGAGAAAACGCUUUUUAAGCGCUCCGGAACUCAGAAGCAUCCUUGAAACGAAUUAAAGCAAAACUCUAUCAGGCGAGACAACAUCGAACAGCUACGCGAGGAAGAGGAGUGAGAAGGAGGAGAUAAAAACGGUUAGCAAAUGAACAUAUUUGGAUUCAAACUAGCGAAAGAGAGGAAACAAGAAGCACGAAACGAAGAAGAAAAUACGAAUAUUAAACUAAGCUAAUCCUAUACAUAUUAGAAUUAAAAACGUAUACAUACAAUCAUUAAAGAAAAUCCGUUAUAAAUAUCGAACAUCGGUACGGUUAGGAGGGGAAGGAGGCGGAGUGCGUAAGUGGCAUUUAUGGGUUAAGGUUGUUACAGAGAACGCGUGAGUGAUGGUUCUUUUUUUCCAAUGAGUCAAUGUGAAAUAGCAAAACGGGUAUUUGCGUUUUUGUUGUUUUCGAAAUUGUUCGCGCCGCUUGAAAAGAUAUCAGUCUGGUUAAAAAACUUAAUAAUAGAGAAGCAAGGACCUUUUAGCAUUUUA